Molecule: messenger RNA, 2868 nt
Organism: Acyrthosiphon pisum (pea aphid)
Lineage: Eukaryota; Metazoa; Arthropoda; Insecta; Hemiptera; Aphididae
Product: inhibitor of growth protein 3
Exons: 9
Coding region: 403-1431 (342 amino acids)
Cellular component (GO): NuA4 histone acetyltransferase complex
Source: RefSeq, a predicted model, not a curated record
UAAUUUAAUGUUUCUUUAAUGCAUAAUUGAUUUUUUUAAUGUUUUAAGUAUACUUAUACUUUAAGUAAAGGAUGUCUCAAAAAGAAUGCCGAAUUUGAAAAUGCCACCACUUGUUUUUUUUGUUGGCUGCAUUGGUUUUGAUAGUUUUGUUAUCCAUUAUCAUUGAGGUUUUGUGAUUCUUAAUCAUUGUUUAUGUUGAAUCGCAAUGAAAACGUACAGAGAAGUUUCCGGAUACACUAUCUUGUUGCGUGGAGACCAAAGCCGUGUGAUUUUUUUCUUAUGGGGAUACACUAAGUCACGAGUUUACCAGAACAAAGUCCGAAACGUCUUGGAACCUAAGCAAGAAAUAAGUCGUGUCCUCAACGAACUUGAUGGGGUAAUGUGUGAUCGAGUGAUGACUCUAUGGAUUGCAUAAAAAAAAAUGUGGAUACUUUGUUUUUAAAAGCAGAUAAUCUGAAACCAGAAGAAUUAGAAACUAAUUUUAAAGCAAUCAUGAAAGAAGGAGAAAAAUCUGUUGAACAAUCUGAUGAAAAAGUUACGUUGGCUAACCAUAUGCAUGACCUUAUGUCAAAAUAUUUGAGACGAUUAGAUCAUGAGUUACACAAAUUUAAAAUGGAACUAGAAGCUGAUCAUAGUGGUAUUACUGGACUAAUUGAAAAAAGAAGUUUGGAUUCAGAACAGAGUAAUAUUAUAAUUCCCAAUCAAAAAGAAAAUAAAUAUCAAUUGAAUAGAUGUCUUUUUGGUGACAAACAAGAAGCAUUAAAUCAUGUUAGCACUUCCAAACAAAAAUCAACUUCAAUAGCUUCAAAUUCUACUAGUAGUGGUGAUGUAGCAUCUCCUUCACAGCGUGAUACAAGUCCUGCAAACUCUCGAAAUGUUUCAUCUUCAUUAGCAUACACAUUGGGACAUAUGGGAGCUGGAAGUCCUGCAAUUGCAGCAGCUGCAUCUCAAGCUAUUGUUGCUACUCAACAAUACGUGGUCAAAAACACUUUGUCUCAAGGUCGUAGAACAGCUAGUCUGAAAGCAUCUCUUGAAGCAAUUAAUUCUGGUGCUACGUUGACAGGUCAAAUGAGUUCUACUUCCGGUGUUCUACCAUCAGAAUUGCCUAUUAGUAAAGAAUUAGCAGGUGUUGCACAUUUAGUCAAUCCAAAUAUAGAUGGAACUAGAAAACAUAGAAGGCGAGGUGGUACUCAAAAUUCGCAAACGUCAACUGAAGAAGAUGUGGAUGAACCUAUUGAUCCCAAUGAACCUCGUUAUUGUAUAUGUAAUCAAGUUGCUUAUGGUACAAUGGUUGCUUGUGAUAAUAAAGGGUGUCCAUAUGAAUGGUAUCAUUGUGAAUGUGUCGGUAUAACUGAUCCACCGAAAGGUAAAUGGUAUUGUCCUCAAUGUAUUACAACAAUGAAGAGUCGUAGAUCACGAAAAACUACAUGAAUGGUUAUGCAUUUAUUUAAAACUUUUUUGUGUACUUAUUUAUAUAUUUUUUUAGCUUAAUAUAAUUAUUGAACCCUAUCUUUUUUUUAAAAACAAAAUGUAAAUUUACAAUACAUUUUUAAGUUUUUUCUUAUUUGUAUUAUUAAUGUGUACUGUAUAAAUUAAAUUAAUUAUUUAAAAAUCAAUAUUUAUUAUAUUUAUAUAAUAUUCUUUGUACUUUUUCAAGAAAUAGAAAGAAAAAUAUGUUAUUAUUCAUAGUGAAAUAUGCUCUAUUGUAAUUUUUAUAUAAGAUUACUAUUUUAUAAUUUAAAUUGUAUAGAGUUUAAAUCAUUUAAGUUUUAAUGAAAGUAAAUGAAUUGGUCUUCAGAAUUCUCAAAAUAAUAUAUUAGUUAGACACAUUAUAGUAGAGUUUAAUCUCUGCUAUACUCUAUUCCAAUUAAGUCUGGAAAAUCUGCGCAGCCUCUGAACGGUAGAACCGCUGUGAUUGGCUGCAGUACUCGGUCACCCCGACUGUAGCUAAUGAGACUGCACAUGCUCAGACUACGACUUGUAUCUUUUAGAAAUUUUUUCAGACUUAUUCGGAAUAAAGUAUAGUAAAAUUGCAUGAAUCUUGCAUCAGUUCUAUAAAAUAUGAAUGUGAAAUUCGUCUGUUUUAACAUUAGUGCACCAUCCUUGAAACUAUACUCUAUUCGGAAUGAGAUUGUAUCCCGAAGGCGACCAGUUUUCGUUGGCCGGCGGUCAGACAUAUGGUCAGAUGCUGUCCCCACGUUGGGCGAUGCCACGGUUCAAAGCCACGUCCAUGCGCACAACUUGGCUGGUGGGGUACGAUCUCAUUCCGAAUAGAGUAUAGCUGCUUAUAUACAAUUAUAAUAUUAUAUAGUUUAUAUCAAUAAUUAUGUCAAUUUUCAAAUAAUUUGAAUUUUUAAUUUAAAAAUGACAAAUUGAUGAACAGACUAUCUCUAUUCUGAAUAAGUGCGGUACCGAGCGGCUGACUUGGGCUUCAUCCAAAUUCCGAACCCAGUAGUUGAAUUGGUGGGAGACGCAUGAGACCACUGCCGGACGAAAACCUGUCUCCACCCGGUACUGCUCUUAUCCUGAAUAGACUAUAGAGUAGAGUCGUAAUUGUGCGGUAUAAUUUUAAAGUUUCUAUAACUCAUAAAUAGCUUGCAAAUUGUACUCAUACAUAUUAUGUAAUAAAGGAACAUAUAUAUUGGACUUUUUUAUGUUUACAUUGUAGAAGGAAACGUCUGUCUAAAUUUUAAGUACUGUUUUUGUUUAUUAUAAUACAUGAAAUUGUUAAGAGGAUAUCAAUGCAAUAUUUGUUUUCUCUAAGACCUACACGUAUCAUUAAUGAAACACAUACAUGUAAAAAUUAUAUUUUUUAUGUUCAAGUAUUCUUUGAGUAGUAACCUAUUAUAAAAAUUAUUGAGAAAAAUA